This is a messenger RNA of Tripterygium wilfordii, 1545 nucleotides long. RefSeq names its product protein TIFY 5B-like. NCBI's taxonomy places the organism in Eukaryota, Viridiplantae, Streptophyta, Magnoliopsida, Celastrales, Celastraceae. The record is from RefSeq and is a predicted model, not a curated record. The transcript is spliced from 2 exons. The coding region runs from base 28 to 423 and encodes 131 amino acids.
CUCAAAUAGAAAUAGAAAUACAUUGCAAUGCAAAAACAGACAGCUAAGCCUUUCAAGAUGAGAACAAACCGCAAUCUUGAACUCCAGCUUUUUCCUUCAACAGAUUCUGAUUUCGAUUCAGGUCACGCGCACCGUCAAUCAACGGAAGACUCUAGCAGAAGCUCUGGACAUUAUCAACAACCACAGCUUAAAGUUUCUGAUGAUGCAGAGGUUCAGGCUAGAGCCAUACUAUCACUGGCAUCAAGAGAAAUUGAGGAAGGAAUGAAAUUCCCAAGUAGAUGGGAGACAGCCUCAUCAUCAACUGUUCCAUAUCAACUUAGUCUAAAAGGUAAUCUUUCGACGAAGAUGUCCCUGCGACGCUUUCUGCAGAAGCGAAAGUCCAGGAUCCAAAGCUAUGUUUCUCUAUAUACCUUCAAUCACUAGAUGUGUGAGGCUGUACUUCCCAGGUAGAUUUCCAAUGGGGAUGGAAUUGAAGAAAACUUAUCUUAGAAAAGUUUAGCUUGAUCUUCUACAAUUGGUUACUUUUGGGUCUGAGGAUUGCACAUUGUUUCUGUAUUCUCAUCAAUAAAAAAUGUUGCUUUAGAUAACAGCUAUCAUUUCUCUCUUCUUCUUCUUUUCAUUUCUUUUUCUCUAUGAUCUGGUGCAGUUUAUACUUUGUAAAAGUCAAAAACAUUCAAUAAAACAUAAAAGGAAAAAAACCUUAGUUACCACCACUUUACAAGCUCUAUUGUAAUCCAAGUAAUCUCUCUACAAUGAUCCAUAAAAAAGAGAGAAAAAAAAAACAUCUCUACAAUAACAGUAACAAGGGAUGUCUUGGUAGGAAACAUAUGAAUGCUCAGAAAAAACAACAAGGCUAAUGAUAAUGUGAUUGCAGAAAAACCAGAUAAACAAACUGUAUCAAAAGCAACCAAAUCCCAGAGCUUCUGCAACUCAACCACAGCUACGAAAUUAAGAAAAGAAAAAAGAAAAAAGAAAAAAAAAACCAACUUCCUCACCUAAGCGCUCUAAGAAAACCCAAGUAGCAGAAGAAUAACCAUUGGAAAAAGAAAGCAGGCAUUCGACUGAAACAAAUACUCGAUCUAAUCUGCUCAAGGAUUCAGGAUUGUCCCGAGAGAACCUCCUACCUGACAAAACAAAUCCCUAAACACACCUCUAUAAUCCUUAAGUUGGUCUCAACCUAUGGUGCAUUUGCCAAUUUCCAAACAAUCUCUAAACACCGCUAUAAAUGAACAAUUGACAACUACGGUUAAAACCUCCUUUCAAAGCUUCCUAGCCUUCCCAAGGACAAACGCUUUUACCUGAACAGCAACAAGAACUCACACCACUAAAGAAAAACUCCAUAAUAUUCAACCCCAUUCACAAUCUUCAGCACAAACAAAAAAAAAACCUUUAUCUACCCAAAUUAUGCACUGCCCUCCCAAGAAGCUGUCCUUAGCACUCUUAACAAGCCAAAGCAAACAAUUUGAAGCUGUCCUUAGCACUCAUAACAAGCCAAAGCAAACAAUUGAUCAGAGAUAUUGAUAUGAAUAAAAGCAUACCUCACCA